This is a messenger RNA of Benincasa hispida (wax gourd), 1729 nucleotides long. It is a transcript of the gene MMH-1, whose product is annotated as MUTM homolog-1. Gene Ontology annotation, molecular function: damaged DNA binding; DNA-(apurinic or apyrimidinic site) endonuclease activity; zinc ion binding. Gene Ontology annotation, biological process: base-excision repair. The record is from RefSeq and is a predicted model, not a curated record. Lineage: Eukaryota; Viridiplantae; Streptophyta; Magnoliopsida; Cucurbitales; Cucurbitaceae. Gene Ontology annotation, cellular component: nucleus.
ACUCGUUCAUGAGUCUCGGUCAGCGCAGAGCGCAGCGGUAACCCAUCUGUCAGUAUCAUUUUAUUUUAUCAGUCCUACACUACUUUUUCCUCAGAAGCGUUCACCACAAGCAGCGCCUGCAAGCGGAAAGCGCGCCAAAACUUCGUUCCAUUUUCCGACCGCCGCAAGAUGCCGGAGUUACCGGAGGUGGAGGCUGCGAGGAGAGCCAUAGAAGAGCAUUGCGUCGGGAAAGUGAUUAAGAAGGCGGUGAUUGCCGACGAUACGAAGGUCAUCGACGGCGUAUCGCCUGCCGAUUUCGAGGCUUCACUCUUAGGCAAAACCAUUCUCUCUGCCCAUCGUAAGGGCAAACACCUGUGGCUCCGCCUCGAUUCUCCUCCUUUCCCUGCGUUUCACUUUGGGAUGGCGGGUGCCAUAUAUAUUAAAGGUGUAGCUGUCACAAACUAUAAAAGGUCUAUGGUUAAUGAUGAUGAUGAGUGGCCUUCCAAGUACUCUAAGUUCUUUGUUGAGCUUGAAGAUGGUGUAGACCUAUCCUUCACUGACAAAAGGCGCUUUGCAAAAGUCUCCCUGCUCAAAGAUCCAGCUUCAGUGCCCCCAAUAUCUAAGCUUGGCCCAGAUGCCCUUCUAGAGCCUAUGGCAUUGGAUGAUUUUAUUGAAUCCAUGGGCAAGAAGAAACUGGCAAUUAAGACUCUAUUGCUUGAUCAGAUGAAGUGCUAUAUCAAGCAAGAAUUCAUCCGAAUCAAAGUGCUGCAACCCUAUCCAAAGAAAGUUGUGCAGCUUUGCACAAGAGCAUACAAGAGAGGAACCACCUGUAGGUCCUUAAAAAAGCAGUUGAAGUUGAUGCCGAGUCCAACAGCUUUCCUGAAGAAUGGUUGUUUCAUUUUCGAUGGGGAAAAAGGCCUGGACAGGUCAAUGGUAAGCUCAGUUAGACAUUUGAUCAUUUUGAUGAAGCAACUGUAUUUACAGGUAAUUGAAAAAGCGCUUGAAGUUGGAGCAGAUAGUAGUCGGUUCCCUAAUAAUUGGAUUUUCCAUUCACGUGAAAAGAAGCCUGGCAAGGCUUUUGUUGAUGGUAAGGAAAUCCACUUUAUCACUACAGGCGGCAGGACGUCGGCCUUUGUACCUGAGUUGCAAAAGCUUACUGGAGCUGAACUGAAAAAUCAAAAUUCAAAGAGAAAAGGCAACAAUAGCAAAGAAAUGAAUGAUGAGGGUGCUAGUGAACUAGUGAGCAAGACAGAGAAAACUGCUGAUACAGCUGAUACCAAGAAAAAGCAGCCAAAGCCUAAAGGUCGCCCUAAGAAACCUUCAACAAAAAGAAAAUCCAAAAGCGAUGAUGUCGAUGGCUCUGAGGAAGAAGCUGAAAAUGACGAUGCUAGUGAUGACGACGAUGGUCACUGUGUUGGAAAGAAGAAAGUGGGAAAGACAACGAACAAUGGGCGAAUGCUUGAGGCUGCUUCUGAACCAGAGAAGUCUUUGAAACAAACGGUUCUGAGCAGUCAAAGUGGAAGGCCGAGGAAGAAAGCAAAGUAAGUUUAUGUCCUAACACUUCAUAUGUAGCAUUUUGUUUGCUUUUUUUUUUUUUUGGGUUAAUUAUGAGAACUUCUAUCUGCAGUAGAACUUGCCCUUUUGUCAUUUCUGUUAGUCCUGACCUUAAAUUUGGGCAUGACUUUUAUAUCAUCCGUUCAUUUUGAAGAAUGUUGAUAUGAAGAAUGGAGAUGUUCAGCUCGUUGGUUCA